AUGACUGAACUCCAGCCGAGUCUGGAGACUUUGAAAGCUCUGGCUGCUCAGAUCGCCGAGACAGGUGGGCUCGAGAACACAUUCUGUGUACACAAAACAAUUCUAGCAGACUCUUUGACUCCGCAGAGUGCAUACUUGAACAUUGCCCGCCCUAGUAGUCCUGAUGCAAAGCCGUCGUUCUUCUUGGAGAGCGCUCUCAACGGUGAACAACUGCAGCGGUACUGCUUUUUGGGUACCAAUCCUCGUAAGUUGAUUCGCACAGGCAAAGGAUACGAGAAUGGAGCUACUGAUCCCCUCAAUGAGCUCGAAAAGGAGUUGGCAAAAUAUAAACCAGCUACCCAGAUCGACUCAAUGCCCCCUUUCCGUGGUGGAGCUGUUGGUUAUAUUUCCUAUGAUUGCAUCAAGUACUUUGAGCCAAGAACCGCUCGUGAACUCAAAGAUAAUCUCCAAAUUCCCGAGUCUGUACUUAUGCUCUUCGACACGGUUGUUGCCUUUGACAACGUUUUCCAGAGAGUUCACAUCGUACACAAUAUCCAUACCGACAAGCCCCUUGCAGAGUUUGAUUUUGAUUCUGCUUAUGCUGAGGCUGGUAAGAUUAUUGCCAACACUAUUGAUCUGCUCCAGGGUCCAGAAUACCACAUUCCGCAAAAACCCGUUACUCCAAACGAUAACUACGAAUCAAACAUUGGUCAGGGUGGCUAUGAAUCGCACGUCAAGGACCUUAAGAGCCAUAUCAUGAAGGGCGACAUCAUCCAGGCUGUCCCCUCACAGAGAGUCAGACACCCCACUGAUCUGCAUCCGUUCAAUAUUUAUCGUCAUCUUCGCACAGUUAAUCCGUCACCUUACAUGUUUUACUUGGAUCUUUUGGACUUUGAAAUCAUUGGCGCGUCCCCCGAGUGUCUUGUGAAGUUGGAAAAGGGUCGGGUUGUCACUUUCCCUAUUGCUGGCACUGUGGUUCGCGGAAAGACCGCUGAAGAGGACGACAAACUUGCUAAUCAGCUUUUGCACUCGAUCAAAGAUCGGGCCGAGCAUGUAAUGCUGGUUGAUUUGGCUCGCAAUGAUAUCAAUCGUGUUUGUGACCCUCUGUCGUCCAGCGUUGACCAGUUCAUGAAACUCGAACGUUUCUCGCACGUAUCCCACCUUGUCUCCCAAUGCUCUGGUGUUCUACGACCCGAUAAAACCCGGUUCGAUGCUUUCCGUUCAAUUUUCCCCGCUGGAACUGUCUCGGGUGCUCCCAAAGUACGUGCAAUGGAAUUAAUCAGUGAGCUGGAAGGUGAAACCCGUGGUGUCUACGCUGGUGCAGUUGGCCAUUGGGGAUAUGACAAUACUAUGGACACUUGCAUUGCUCUUCGUACUAUGCUAUACAAGGAUGGUGAAGUUUACCUGCAAGCUGGCGGUGGCAUUGUUUAUGACUCUGAUCCCUGUGACGAAUACAUGGAGACUAUGAACAAAAUGCGGGCUAAUAGAACCUGUUUGGAACAGGCAGAGCAAUUGUGGAGCAAACGCACUUAA
Molecule: messenger RNA, 1512 nt
Organism: Wickerhamiella sorbophila
Lineage: Eukaryota; Fungi; Ascomycota; Dipodascomycetes; Dipodascales; Trichomonascaceae
Product: Anthranilate synthase component 1
Exons: 1
Coding region: 1-1512 (503 amino acids)
Biological process (GO): L-tryptophan biosynthetic process
Molecular function (GO): anthranilate synthase activity
Source: RefSeq, a predicted model, not a curated record